This is a messenger RNA of Mucor mucedo, 1760 nucleotides long. RefSeq lists its product as uncharacterized. The transcript has 7 exons. The record is from RefSeq and is a predicted model, not a curated record. Bases 29 to 1630 code for a protein of 533 amino acids. Lineage: Eukaryota; Fungi; Mucoromycota; Mucoromycetes; Mucorales; Mucoraceae.
UAUUUGUUUAUCUUUUGCACAAAUUACAAUGGAAUUAUCUACCUCCCCAAAGACGCCAAAACGACAAGAAACAUUAGGGCCCAUGACCCCUAUUCAAGACUGGGAAGUCGAAAGAGCCACGGUUGUGGUUGAAGCCAAAAGCUAUCGUGAAAAGGCAGAGAGAUUGGAGAAACAAUUGGAAACGGAUCGUCAAACAUACGAGAAAAAUACUGUUAGCUUACUCCGGGAAGUCAAAUUAAAAGAGUCCUUUUUGGAGAAAAAGCUAAAAGAUUCUGAAGAGAACUUGAUGGAAGAUCUUUUAAAGUUACAGCGUCAGUUGGAUGAUGAAAAAACUUUACGACAAGAGGAAAUUCAGACUAUCCGGAAUCAACACGAACUAGCAUUAGAAUCUGAAGAUAAAAAAUACCAAAGAAGAUUAACAGCUCUUCAAGAACGAUUAAAUGCCAAAGAUAAAGAAUACGCAGAGCUAUUUGAAAAGGAAAAGGAAAACAAUAACCCGGAGAGGGACCAGGAAAAGGACAAAUUGAUUGAGUCCUUGAAUUUAGAAAUCGCCAAGGAGAAAUCCGAAAAUGCUCAGCUGCGGGAAUCUAAUUCGGAUUUAUCUGCUACCAUCACGGAUUUAACUACUUUGGCCACCACAGAAAAUGAAGAACAAAUUCAGAAUGUGUCAAAAGAGUUUGAACAGCUUCGAUCCUACUGUAAAUCCAUCCAACAUAAAUUAGAAACAUCCGAGUCAAACUUGAAUCAGUAUCGCGAGCACCAAAAGGAAUAUAUACAAAAGGUUCAAGAUUUAGAAAAUGAUUUAGCUGCUGCUAAAAAGCUAUCCCAGCAACAAAAAAAGAGAUUAAGUCAAAUCGUAUCAAAUCACGAUGAUAAUAUCAAACAGCUUCAGGAGAACUUUGCACAUGAGGCUCAAUUAUCUCAAAUGACUACACAAGCCCAAUUUCAAAACCUUCAGUCCGAACACACAGAAAUGUUACGCGAGUUACGUGAGCAGCAUGAAACAGAAAAGGAAGUUUGGCGCAUAGAACAACAGUCUUUGAUUGAUGAAAUACGUCGUGACACCACGUUUGAAAAAGAGGAAGCUAUACGAGAAUUAACAAGAGAGUGGAACGAUAAAAAUGAGGAUUUAAGUGCUUCCAUGUCCAAAGACGCCAUGGAAAUUCAAACUCAUUGGGAAUCAAAGUUAGAGGAGGCUAAAUCGAAAUUCGUCUUACAAAAGACCCGUCUUUUAGGUGAAAUUGAGGUCAUCAAGGACCGUUUAGGAAAGGAAAUUCAUAGACGUAAACAAAAUCAGGCUGCAUUAGUUGACGCCCAAGAUAAAUUAGACUCUGUUCAACUUAAAUUGGAUGUUUAUCAUAAGAAAUCUGCUGAUCUGUUAAAACAACGAACCUUGAUCGACAAGGAGCUAUCCCAGUUAAAAUCCCAAAAUCGUAUUUCAUAUCGAUUGGCCCGUAGCCUCGUAGCAAUCACCUCUCCUACUGCCAUCAUUGAUCUCCGUGCUCAAUUACCGGACAUCCUGCAAACAGCCAUCCGUGACGUUUCGAUUAUGCGUAUUCAUGGUCAAACCCACCAUGAUUAUCAGAACUCUACGUUUGAUAUCGAUACCAUACCAACAUAUGGUUUUUAAUACUUGCAUCAAGUAAAUCAUACCCCUAUUUUAUUUUAUGAAUGAAACCAUGUAACAUGCUCUAUUUGGCCCGUUUAUUUUACAGCCAAAUACGAUUAAUUUUGAUAAUAAAACAUAUGUUUUAAGUAAA